Mercenaria mercenaria is the source of this 4093-nucleotide messenger RNA. RefSeq lists its product as uncharacterized. Gene Ontology annotation, biological process: carbohydrate biosynthetic process. The record is from RefSeq and is a predicted model, not a curated record. NCBI's taxonomy places the organism in Eukaryota, Metazoa, Mollusca, Bivalvia, Venerida, Veneridae. Gene Ontology annotation, molecular function: sulfotransferase activity. Gene Ontology annotation, cellular component: membrane. The coding region runs from base 1 to 1962 and encodes 653 amino acids. The transcript has a single exon.
AUGGCAUUGGAACAGGGGAAACAAAUACGCAACGGAAGAGAGCUCAAACGAUAUGGCACUGGAGACAGUGUCAAACAGUAUGGCAACGGAGUGAGCGUCAAACGAUAUGGCACUGGAGACAGUGUCAAACAGUAUGGCAACGGAGAGAGCGUCAAACGAUAUGGCAGUGGAGAAAGUGUCAAACAAUACGGCAACGGAGUGAGCGUCAAACGAUAUGGCACUGGAGACAGUGUCAAACAAUACGGCAACGGAGAGAGCGCCAAACGAUAUGGCACUGGAGACAGAGGGAAACAAUACGGCAACGGAGAGAGCGCCAAACGAUAUGGCAUUGGAGACAGAGGGAAACAAUACGGCAACGGAGAGAGCGUCAAACGAUAUGGCACUGGAGACAGUGUCAAACAGUAUGGCAACGGAGUGAGCGUCAAACGAUAUGGCACUGGAGACAGUGUCAAACAAUACGGCAACGGUGAGAGCGUCAAACUUUACGGCAACGGAGACAGAGGGGAACAAUACGGCACUGGAGAGAGCGUCAAACGAUAUGGCACUGGAGACCGAGUCAAAAAGUACGGCACCGGAGAGAGCGCCAAACGAUAUGACACUGGAGACAGUGUCAAACGAUAUGACCAUGGAGGCAGUGUCAAACAAUAUGGCAACGGAGAAAGUGUCAAACCAUAUGGCACUAGAAACAGUGUCAAACGAAAUGGCACUGGAGACAGUGUCAAAAAAUACGGAAACGUAGAGAGCGUCAAACAGAGUGGCAACGUGGGAAAUAUUACUAAAUAUAGCAAACUGGGUAGUGAGAAAGACCACGACGAUAGUGUCCAAGUGCAUGGCAACGGGAAUAGAGCGAGUCAAGAUAUCGGGAGUAUUCAUGGUUUACAGUUAGCGAAGGCAGUAAGGCACGAAUGUUCGUUACAACACACACAGCAACAGAUCAAAACCAUGAUGCAUUUUAUACCUGGUAAAGAAAUUCUAUAUUGUCCUGUAGAAAAAAUCGCUACGACAUUUUGGAGGAGGAUUUUGUACACGUUCUCUAUCAAAGACUCGAGGUAUAAAUUACCAUUUGAGAUUCCCGAAGACACGGCACAAGUAGAAAUAAAGAAACGAUUCUCAAAAACAAUUGCUCCACAUCUGCCAGUCAGUUCCUUUACAUUUCUUUUCGUUCGAAAUCCAUUUUCUCGUAUCUUAUCAGCAUUUAUUGAUAAAAUAGUUGCCCCUAAUCCAUACUAUUGGUUGCAUUUUGGUGAGGCGGCUAUACAACUUUACCGUAAAAGUGUAAAUGGGUCUUCUUUUAAGGGCCACAGUAUAACAUUCGCUGAGUUUGUAAGAUUUGUCACUGAUGUGGAGUCCUCACCAAAAGUCUACAGUGAUCCGCACAUUAAAAGUAUUGACAAUAGUUGUCACCCUUGCGGCCACAAUUAUUCUUUUAUUGGAAGAAUGGAAACUUUUAAAGAGGAUGCUUUGUAUGUUUUACAAAAGUUGGACACACAACAACACAUAGUAAAAUCAAUCGAGGAUCAGUGGGAAGAACUUUCUAUAGAAGCUGCAAUUAAAUUUAAUAUUGACUAUUGUUUCAUUAGCAAACAAAACAUACUGAAAUAUAUUUCAUGGGAAAAGGCUUUGCAAAGACUCUGGCUUCAUCUCCAAAUGCGAGGUGUAAUAGCUAAAAAUCAAAUUCUUAAUAUUACAAAGGAAACUGUUGAGAAACUUACUGUUACGGAUUUUGUAGAACUUGCCAAGAAGGCCAAUAAAGCUUCUAGUGAGUCGGAGUUAACCAGACAGAAGCUUGCAGUAAAGCGCGAAGCGUAUGCUGGUGUAGGGCUUUCUAACUUAAAGAAAUUCACAAAGCUAUUCCGAAAUGACUUUAAUUUAUUUGGAUACAGCGAUUCCCCAUCGUAUAUAUUUCAAAGUGCAGAUUCACCAAUAACACCCCAAUUUUUCAAUUACUCGCAUCUCAACUAGUUAAAGGAUAAUGUACUGGGCGUAUGCACGUGCUGAGGUAACGGGGAGGGGAUGGGUUGUCAAGUGACAGAAAAAAUCAACUAUCAUAGCUAAGGUAGGUUAUAGCAAAAGUACGGAAAUCUAGGUAACAGUUCAACCCCUAUCUAAACAAACCCCUACCCGAUGUUUAUGUCAGACUGACGGAGUAAAGUCAUAAGUUUACAAUUGUUUAACGGAAACAUUAAAUUUUGGAAUAUUUUACAAUACGAAUUAACAGCAGGGAGGAAUUUAAGUUGACGGAGUGCAGUCAGUAAAUUAAAAUGAAUGAAGCUACAAACAGAAAUCAAAGCCAUCCAAGUUUGUAUGUUCUUAUCCAAUAUUCACCAAAAUUGGUCACAAUGUUUAUAGGCAUAAUAAUUAUAUCUGUCAGGUUGGAUAACCGAGUAGUUUGUUCCAGUGGAUCUGGAGUUAUGGCCCUUGCAUUACAAAAAUGCGAGAAUUAAGCAUCUGCUCCCUAAGUAAUUCUAAUUAAGUGUUUACCAAAGCUGGUCAUUAUAUUUACGGCAAAAUAUCUUCAUAACCAUCUAUAUAGUUCUAGUGGAUCUAGAGGUCCGGCUUAGCCAUACUUGAAUAUGAAAAAUGACCUAUAUACAGGAGAUUUUCAGAUCCAGGAUAGAAGUAUAGAUAAUUUGAUUAGGAGCAUUUCCGACAUUUUUAACUUUGAAACGUUAUGCAGUGUGGCCUUUCAGCUACUUAUGGAUUCUGUUUUUCGUUACUUGCAUUAUUUCAUAUGGUACCGAUCACUUACCGUUAGCUGUGAACAUGAUUUGGUUGUUAAAUAGCUAAUUCUUUGAUUUUUAUCUAAACAAGAGCUCGUAGAACACGAAAUGCCACCCCCUUGAUGCAUUCAGUAAAUGCACAAGGAACAGAAAUUAUCUGGUCACUGUACACGAAAUAUCUACUGUUCUGGGUCAAUGUGACCGUGACCUUUGACCUAAACAAAUUAAUAUGGGUCAUCUGCUGGUCAUGAUAAACCUCCCUGUUACGUUUUGUGAUCCUAGGAUCAAGCAUUCUUAAGUCAUAGAAACGGAUUGACUGUACCAGGUAAAUGUGACCUAGACCUUUGACCUACUGCCCUUAAAGUUAGGUCAAAUACAUGUAAUGCUAGUGUCUAUGGUGAACUUGGGCGAUAACCUUUAUAUGUGCAUAGAUAUGUAAGAAUAAUUAAGUACUGGUUAAAAAUUAUUGAAAGUGAGAACAUACUAUCAAUCAAAGUCUUGAGAUGUCUGGUGGUUGUGGGUUUGCUAGAUUUAUUUUCAUUUUAAAUGCCAAUCUAUAAAUAUACAUGUAUAAGAAACAAAUACUAAUGUGCCUCAUAUAUAAGAUAAACUCUGCCUGUCCUUACAUGAACAGCUGGAAGUCAGUGAUGUAACCAUGGGCUGGAAUACCUAAUCAUUAACAGGUCUUGUAUGAUCUAAAUGGCCAGUGUGAAUGGAUAGAGGAUUGUAUAUGUAUAAAAACGUUUAAUGUCUUUUUGAAUAUGAGGGUUUUUUGGAUAUAAUGCCAAGAUGUUUUAGAUUUUAUUUUUGUAGACUUAGGAUGGGUGGUCUGCCACUCAGAAAACAGACUGGCAGAUAUGGCAGAAAUCAAAUUCCUCGGGAGGAAAGAUAUUGUUUAUAUUGUUGGAAAGAAAUACUUAAAAGUAGAAUAUUCUACACGUCCGUCGGUGUAGAAGUUCAUACAGCUUCUUAAUUCAAAUAACACAACCCGGAACUUAUUCAAUUAUCUAGAUAUGUAAAAGAAGCUCUAACCAUCAGAAAUGCAAUUCUAACAGUUGAACGUUGAUAUCUUAUGUUCAUUUUCCACAUAUAUUCUACUGUAUAUGUAAUUAUAUUCAAGUAUAAAAUACUAAAUAUAUAAGAUUCAUUAUGUCAUGUUUAUAUUAUAAUGUAUUAUAGAUGAUGUACUAUGUACAAGUCUUAAUAAAUUAUCUGUUCUGUUCUGUUCUGUUCAUAAGAUACUCAAACAGUAAAAAAAAAAGAAAAAAAUGUUCAAUGAAAAAAAUGUAACAAGAGCUGUCAGUGGACAGCAUGCUCGACUAUUCUCAGUGCUUGAUAGUAUAAUAUAAGCUAUGAGUAAAACUUUAACAUUA